Molecule: messenger RNA, 2312 nt
Organism: Astyanax mexicanus (Mexican tetra)
Lineage: Eukaryota; Metazoa; Chordata; Actinopteri; Characiformes; Acestrorhamphidae
Gene: mep1ba
Product: meprin A subunit beta a
Exons: 14
Coding region: 51-2135 (694 amino acids)
Biological process (GO): proteolysis
Cellular component (GO): membrane
Molecular function (GO): zinc ion binding; protein binding; metalloendopeptidase activity
Source: RefSeq, a predicted model, not a curated record
CCACAAAAGCAACACACACUUUCACACCCUGCAGGUGAGAAGCCACUACCAUGGCCUCGCGUAGGGCAUUUCUGCUUCUUUGCCUGUUAUGUGCUAAAAACUUGUUAUUGUCAACAUCCUCACUUACAGGCUUCACAGAGGAGGAUGAGGAUGCUGGAAAAGACUGGGAUAUAUUUGAAAUAAACCAAGAAGCGGGGCUUGAUCUGGCAGAUGGAGACUUAGACAUAGAUCAGCAGGAUAAUGGCAAGAACUCUAUUCUGGGUGAAAAGUAUCGCUGGCCAACUACAGUUCCAUACUACCUGGAAGACGACUUGGAAAUCAACGCUAAAGGAGUGACUCUGAAGGCCUUUGAACAGUACAGACUCAAGACGUGUAUUGACUUCAAACCCUGGAGUGGAGAAGCAAACUAUAUUUCAGUGUACAAAGGUUCUGGGUGUUCCUCUUCUGUUGGGAAUCGGCGGGUCGGAAAGCAAAGGCUAUCAAUCGGCAAUAACUGUGAUCGCUUAGCGACAGUAGAGCAUGAGUUCCUGCACGCUCUGGGCUUCUGGCACGAGCAAUCCCGAGGUGAUCGAGAUGACUACGUCAACAUCAUAUGGGAUCAGAUUCAAAGCGGUAAAGAGCACAACUUUAACAGCUAUGAUGAUUCCGUGUCCAGUGCUCUUGGUGUGCCCUAUGACUAUGGUUCUGUAAUGCACUACAGUAAGAACUCCUUUAACAAAGGCUCUGAGCCAACUAUCGUCACUAGGAUACCAGAAUUCAUGGACAUGAUUGGUCAGCGCAUGGAGUUCAGUUCCAGUGAUGUGUUCAAGCUAAACAGGCUUUACAACUGCACCACAUUCUCCACCUUCUUGGAUUCCUGUAGCUUUGAGGAGCCCAAUAUCUGUGGUAUGAUUCAGGAUGAUGAUGUGAAGGGCAAGUGGGAGCGUGUGAGGAGUGUGGUGGGAGGUCCAACCACUGAUUUUACCAACAUGGGCCAAUGUAAUGGUGCAGGUUUCUUCAUGCACUUCAGCACAGCUACAGGCAGCCAUGGAGACAGGGCCUUCUUGGAAAGCCGGCUCUUUUACCCUAAGCGUGGAUUCCAGUGCCUGCAGUUCUACCUGUACAACAACGGGGGGGCUUCUGACAGGCUGAACAUGUGGGUGCGCGAGUACAACACAGCAAACCCUAAAGGAGAGCUAAGACUAAUUCAGACUCUCAGUGGUGACCUUAGAAACUCCUGGGAGAUACAUCAUGUGACCCUGGAUGUGUCCCACAAGUUUCGAGUGGUGUUUGAAGGGGUGAAAGGCUCAGACUCAUCAAAAGGAGGUCUGUCCCUGGAUGACAUCAACCUCUCCGAGACCCAGUGCCCUCACCACACCUGGCGCAUCCGGAACUUCAGCAGUGUCCUCCAGACAACACCUGUAGGCUCCAGGACGAGCAGCCCUAUCUUUGUGUCUCGCGAAGGCUACUCGUUCCAGAUCUCACUGUAUGUUAACGGGAAGAGCAGCAGUCCCGACAGCAUGGGCAUCUACUUCCACCUGACCUCAGGGCCUCAUGACAGCCAGCUGAAGUGGCCAUGUCCAUGGCGACAGGUUACCAUGGCACUGAUGGACCAGAACCCCAAUAUCCAACAUCGCAUGAACAACCAAAGGAUGAUCACUACUGACCCCAGCAAGACAUCUAAUGAUGAGGGGGAAGUGGAAUAUUUCUGGGACGAUCCAAGGAAGGUUGGCAGUCUAAUAAAGAAUCCAGACGGUACUUCAUACUACAGAGGGCCGGGUUAUGGCACCAGCUCUUUCAUCACUCACCAGCGUCUGAAGAGUCGGGACUUCAUCAAAGGAGAUGAUUUGAUUAUGUUCCUUAGUCUAGAAGAUAUAUCUGGUCUUCUGGAGACUCAGCCACUCCCACAGUCUGUUGUUGCAUGUGGUGAGGAAUGUCUACGGAGCCGUACAUCAGCUAGUGAUGGUGAAAUCACACCAGACUCCACCUCCUCUUCCAACUACUCCUCCACUGCAAUAGUGGUGGGUUGUGCUUGUGCUGGAGCGGUCACACUGUUACUUGUGAUUGCAAGUGUGUUGUACAGGCUGAAGAGACUCCGGCAGAGAGAAGAGGCCGACAGAGUGGCCAUUGUAGAUGCUGAGGUCGUCACCAUAUAAAUGUCCAAUCAGCUUAAUCUAAAAUGGAAGGACCUCAUAACUAAUAUGUUCAACCAAAUUAUUUUGUUUAUGGAUUUUAAAAUGGAAUUAAGCAGAAUACACUGUUCUUGAAUACCCAAUCUGUCAAUUAUUAAACAGCAUUUGAAAAGAAACUAAUAAAAACGAAAAAACAAAAAA